AUGGAUUUUGUAUAUGCUCCACCACCACCACCACCACCACCCACUAGGAAGUCUGGCUCAAAUAACAGCAAUACCUUUAAUAACCGAGGAAACCUAGAUAAAAGGAAUUCAAACGUUAAUAAUCGGUUCAAUAAUGAUGCUACGGGUGAAGGCAAGUCAAACACAGUACUGCAAGAUCUGAAUGAUUUGAGGGAUUUACCAACGUAUUUACCGAAUAGUUCAAGUCAUUCAAACGAAUUAGAGAACAAUGAAGAUAGUGAAAAUGAAGAAACCGAUAUAAUGCACGAUGAGAUAGAGGGCCAAAAUAAUUCGAAUGAGCCUGUAUUUAUACCUGGGACGAAUAUAACUCUAAAUACAGAAGAGGAUAUUAAAAAAUGGAUAGAGGAAAGGAAAAAAAAGUGGCCAUCGAGACGCAAUAUAGAAGAAAAGGAGAAAUUACGUCAGGAACAAGGUAUUACGUCCUCUAAUUCAAAGAAAAGAAAUAAUGAAUCAAGUGCUUCACAGAAUACCAAGAAACCUAAGAACAUAUGUAAGUUCUACCAAAAUAAUAAAAGAUGCAAAUUUGGGAAUAAAUGUAAAAAUGUUCAUGAGACUACAACGUCUGGUGGAGGAAAACCCGGUCAAAAUACUAAAACCAUUAACAAUAUACUGGUAGUGAUACCCCAAAGAUUUAAGAAUGAGCUGUACGUAAACGAGAAAGAUACAAAUGCACAUCCAUUACUUUUCAAAAUGCUUGUGCAAAAGGAACAUUUUGAAAAUGAAAAUAGUAAAGUUUUGGAGUUCUUAGAAUUUCUUAAUGAAAAAGGUCUAAUGGACCAUGACGUGACAAUUUGA
Debaryomyces fabryi is the source of this 834-nucleotide messenger RNA. RefSeq lists its product as uncharacterized. Gene Ontology annotation, cellular component: nucleus. The transcript has a single exon. The coding region runs from base 1 to 834 and encodes 277 amino acids. The record is from RefSeq and is a predicted model, not a curated record. Lineage: Eukaryota; Fungi; Ascomycota; Pichiomycetes; Serinales; Debaryomycetaceae. Gene Ontology annotation, biological process: box C/D snoRNP assembly. Gene Ontology annotation, molecular function: metal ion binding; RNA binding.